Messenger RNA from Carassius carassius (crucian carp), 1577 nucleotides. RefSeq names its product intraflagellar transport protein 20 homolog. Gene Ontology annotation, cellular component: Golgi apparatus; cilium; centrosome. The transcript is spliced from 4 exons. Bases 482 to 943 code for a protein of 153 amino acids. NCBI's taxonomy places the organism in Eukaryota, Metazoa, Chordata, Actinopteri, Cypriniformes, Cyprinidae. Gene Ontology annotation, biological process: protein localization to cilium; centrosome localization; intraciliary transport. The record is from RefSeq and is a predicted model, not a curated record.
GGCUCUCAGUCAGUCGAGCAGGAGAGCCGCUUAAUCAAAUCAAAGCCAGGCAGGUUUAAAUUAGUCGUUGGCGGUUUUACUUUAUUUAAAUGUCACAUUCGGUCUAAUAAUUUCAGGGAAUAGUUAUGUGGAAUUCAUUUUUCUUUUCAACAAUGUUUUUCAAGAUACUAAAGUUUCCAGCUGGUCUGUUUUUGUUUAUCUAUCACGAGAGCAACCAGACAUCGCCAGCAACAAAGCGACAUUUGUGAACUGUAGUAGUUUUGUCUUCUUCAUAUGUGUUUUUAAACGAAGUAUGCGUGGUUUCUGUAAUGUGGUGAGAGUGGUAUUUAAAUGUAACUCUAACUAGCUAAUCGGUAAGAUAUCUUAUUAUGAUCUAGUGACAUAUGGGCAGUGUAUGCUGGAAAACCAAUAAGUUACUGUAUUUGUUUUUCGUCACUUUUAAAAAAUGAAAUAAUGCCCGUGCUUGUUCUUUUACACCUGCAUGUGUAUUUGUGUGUGUUUUAGCUUUUAUCGAGUUCCAAAAGCAGGUUUAGCUCUUCUGGUCAUGGCUAAAGACCCGUUGGGCGAAGCUGGUCUUCAUUUCGAUGAACUCAACAAACUACGAGUCCUCGAGCCUGAUGUGAGCCACAAAACCAUUGUGCUCAAAGAGGAAUGUGAGGAGUUUGUUGACAAGAUAGGCCAGUUUCAGAAAAUUGUAGGUGUACUCAUUGAACUUGUGGAUGAGCUAGCAAAGGAAGCCGAAACUGAAAAAAUUAAGGCCAUAGGUGCAAGAAAUUUACUGAAAUCGGUUGAAAAGCAACGGGAGGCUCAGCAGCAGCAGCUUCAGGCUCUGAUUGGAGAAAAGAAAAUGCAGUUGGAAAGGUAUCAAAUAGAAUAUGAAGCCCUUCAAAAAGUCGAAGCAGAGCAGAGUGAAUUCAUUAAUCAGUAUAUACUGCAGAAAUAAUAAGAGUGCUUUAUUUCCUCUUUCUGUUGGACAAGAAAAGUGAUGCAAUGCAUCUUGAUUUACAAUGACUUUCUAAUAAGUGAAGGGUUAACUGUGUUAACUGAAUCAACCAGUUAAUAGGUGACAACAGACAUCUGUUCAGCCUCCGACUCUGUGGUGUUAACACACUGAUAUUUCAUGACCAGUUCAAGGAAGCGCAUACUUGUAAUCUAUCCAACCAUAGAUCGUAAUCUCAAAUUAAAACUAUUUAUAUACAAAAUGUUAUUUAUACUAUAUAUAUGUAAAUUUGUUUGUAAAACAUUUUUAUUUUACCAUGGGAAAAUACAGUAUUUGCAUGUCACUGUAAAUAAUUCCAUCAUGAGACAUCAUCAGGUAAAUAGUUUAUUUUUUGUAUGAUUUGUAUUUUAACUGCUGUUUGUGACUUGAACUCAUUCAGUGAGGCAUUUUAAUUGUCUGCUCAUGGGCCCACAACCAAAAUAUUUUUUCUGUAGAAGUUUAGGAAAACUAUUUAAAACAAAAUUAAUUUAUUGUUUGUUUACAUUUACCAUUUACAUCAUCGAGUGUGUAACCUCAAUAUGCGACAAACUUCAUACAGAUCUGAAGAACAUUUGAAUAAAAAUAUAUUUUGCAUUAA